Messenger RNA from Gavialis gangeticus (Gharial), 660 nucleotides. RefSeq names its product proteasome subunit beta 4 (gene PSMB4). The record is from RefSeq and is a predicted model, not a curated record. The coding region runs from base 22 to 660 and encodes 212 amino acids. NCBI's taxonomy places the organism in Eukaryota, Metazoa, Chordata, Crocodylia, Gavialidae. The transcript is spliced from 5 exons. Gene Ontology annotation, cellular component: proteasome core complex.
UCUCCUGCCCCCAGGAGCCCCAUGGUGACGGGCACCUCGGUACUGGGCGUGCGGUUCGACGGUGGCGUGGUGGUGGCGGCCGACACGCUGGGCUCCUACGGGUCGCUUGCCCGCUUUCGCAACAUUUCGCGCAUCAUGAAGGUGAACGACAACACAGUGCUGGGGGCGUCUGGAGACUAUGCCGACUUCCAGUACCUCAAGCAGGUCAUCGACCAGAUGGUAAUCGAUGAGGAACUGCUGGGUGAUGGGCACAGCUACAGUCCAAAGGCCAUUCACUCCUGGCUGACCCGAGCCAUGUACAGCCGGCGAUGCAAGAUGAACCCACUCUGGAACACCAUUGUUAUUGGAGGCUUCUACAACGGCGAGAGUUUCCUAGGUUAUGUGGACAUGCUGGGUGUUGCCUAUGAAGCCCCGACGCUGGCGACAGGGUAUGGAGCUUAUCUAGCUCAGCCACUGAUGAGGGAAACUCUGGAGAAGAAACCCAUCCUGACGAAGGAGGAGGCACAGGACCUGAUUGAGCGCUGCAUGAAAAUCCUCUACUACCGGGAUGCCCGGUCAUUCAAUCGAUUUCAAAUUGCUGUCGUAACAGAGAAAGGAGUGGAAGUUGAAGAACCUCGCUCCCUUGAAACCAACUGGGAAAUAGCACAUCUCAUCCGGUAA